ACUAAAGAUAUGUAUGUGAAGUGGUUUACCGGGAAAUGCUCUUUAAAUUAUAAGACAUAAAGGAAAAGAAACGUGAUUCAGAAUACUUACUACGACAAUAAUGUCAAAUCCAGGGCAGGUAGAUAAAUGGAAUUGCAUUUGCUGGCCACGUGUCAUCUACAUGUAACUGUAAUGUGAGAGGACGUUAUUUAUUUAUAUGUGAGGUGUCUGCAAUGGCUACUACCUUAAUCCUUAUAUCUGUACUUUCUUUUCUCAUUUUCUGGUUUGUAUUUUGGCGUAAGAAAGGGAACCUUCCUCCUGGACCACUCCCAGUUCCUUUCUUGGGGAAUUUAAUUCUGUUUAAAAAAAAUCCGCAUGGAUACAAAGCUUAUACAAAACUUGCGGAGGAAUAUGGAAAUAUUUACACUCUUCACUGCGGAUCUACUCUAAUAGUUAUUUUAAACGGAUAUGACGCAAUCAACGAAGCUUUCGUGAAACAGGCAGAUGUCUUCACAGACAGACCUCAGCUGUUUGUACCAUUGAUUGGUGUUUCCAAAGGAACAGGUUUAACAUACAAUAGUGAUCGACCAUGGAAAAUUCUCAGAAGGUUCGCUUUGCAAGCUUUACGAGACUUUGGAGUUGGGAAAAAGUCAUUGGAAGAGCGAGUAAAAGAAGAGGUGAACGUUGUCAUGGAAACAAUGACAGCAAGCAAAGGAAAACCAGUCAGAGUGAAGCCACUCUUUUUGUCGGCUGCAACUAACAUCAUUUGCAGUGUAAUGUUUGGUGCAAGGUUUCAGUAUACCGACGACCGAUUUAAUGAAUUAACAGAUGUUCUUGAAUCCAUUUUUCGUCUCAACGCACCAUUUGCAAAGGAAAAUUUCUUUCCGUUUACGAGGAACUUUUCUGGCGGGAAAGAGCUAAUAAGGAAAAGAAGCGCUGCUAUAGAAAAGGUUAAGCGAUAUCUUGCUGUGACUAUAAAAGAACACGAGGAAUCAUUUGAUCCCGGAGCAAUAAGAGAUUUUAUUGACCUGUACAUAAAGGCUUCUCGCGACGACUCAGAACCCGAAAUAUUUACUGAGGCCAAUGUUUAUAAAAUUAUUGUGGAUCUUUUCCUCGCGGGAGGGGAGACGACCGGGACAAGUUUAGACUGGUGCCUGCUGUAUAUGAUUACAUACCCUGACAUACAGACCAAGUGUCAGGAAGAGAUCGAUUCUGUUGUCGGUAAAAAUAGACAUGUUGGUCUCGAAGACAGAGGGAAAAUGCCGUACCUAGAGGCCACCUUAUUGGAAAUUCAGCGAAUAGCAAAUACUUUAACUUUCUCUCUUCCACACGUUGCCAAAUGUGAUACCCAGUUGCUUGGUUUUGACAUUCCGAAAGAUACCAUUAUUAUAGCAAAUCUGUAUUCAGCCCACAUUGACGAGAAAUAUUGGGAAGAACCACAAAAGUUCAAACCCGAAAGAUUUUUAAACGAGGACGGAUCACUCAGACGCAGGGAUGCUUUCGUUCCAUUUUCCACAGGUCCCCGUUUUUGCAUUGGAGAACCACUUGCAAGGAUGGAGUUGUUCUUGUUUUUCACGAACUUGCUACAAAGAUUUAGAUUUGUGAUGGAUGAUACGGAAAACCCGCCGUCACUGGAAGGAGUUCAGGCCCUUACCUUAACAGCACUUCCUUACCACUUGGUGGCGCUUCCACGAUAGAUUUUUUUUGUUGGAAAUAUCUUGCUUUUGCUAAAUAUAAACUUAUUUAUGUACAAUUAAAGUGUACAAAAAUUAAA
Messenger RNA from Saccostrea cuccullata (small rock oyster), 1753 nucleotides. Its product is annotated as cytochrome P450 2J4-like. The transcript has 8 exons. The record is from RefSeq and is a predicted model, not a curated record. Gene Ontology annotation, cellular component: cytoplasm; intracellular membrane-bounded organelle. Gene Ontology annotation, molecular function: steroid hydroxylase activity; heme binding; oxidoreductase activity, acting on paired donors, with incorporation or reduction of molecular oxygen, reduced flavin or flavoprotein as one donor, and incorporation of one atom of oxygen. Bases 213 to 1676 code for a protein of 487 amino acids. NCBI's taxonomy places the organism in Eukaryota, Metazoa, Mollusca, Bivalvia, Ostreida, Ostreidae. Gene Ontology annotation, biological process: xenobiotic metabolic process.